Molecule: messenger RNA, 2440 nt
Organism: Colletotrichum destructivum
Lineage: Eukaryota; Fungi; Ascomycota; Sordariomycetes; Glomerellales; Glomerellaceae
Product: Putative nucleobase cation symporter 2 family
Exons: 2
Coding region: 581-2332 (583 amino acids)
Biological process (GO): adenine transport; guanine transport; transmembrane transport
Cellular component (GO): plasma membrane
Molecular function (GO): purine nucleobase transmembrane transporter activity
Source: RefSeq, a predicted model, not a curated record
AUAAUCCUUCACACUAAUAAAUAAUGGCACAAUAUUUUUCUUCGAUAAGGCGACUGGCCAUUGCCCUUCGCCUUUUGGCCCGUUUCCCUUUCUCGCUUGGUCCGUUACCGGUCGCUGGUUCCCCGGCCAUUGAUAAAACCAUCCGUCGUCCCCGUCACAGUUCCUUAAUGGCGUCCCUCUAGGCUUGCCCUCCCUCCUCCCCUCGUCGUCGCUCAUCGUCGUCGCCGCCGCCGCCGACCGCAGUCGUCACAUUUCUAUCGGCACCGCAUUGGCCUUCCUACUCUGGCCCGUCGCACUGUCCCCUGCCUUUGCUGUCACGGAACCAAGUUGAGGCUUGCCUAGUCUUGCUUGUGCUUGCUUUUGCAGCUCAUCGUCAGCGCCCCUAUCUGAUACCAACCUCGCUUCAGGUUUCGGUUGGGUUACAUUAUCUCUCCCAUAUCCGUGGAACCGACUCCUUCUUUUGGACCAUACUUCUUCGAAUCUUUUAUUUAUCACUUAAAAUAUCCCUGAUUUGGGCAUACCCAUCGUCGUUGAGAUAGUGGCCAACAACCAAGAGGCAAAGAGAAAAAAGUGUACCAAAAUGAGGUUCACCGAGACUUGGAACGCCAAGAUCGCCGCCGGCCCGGUUGGACGGUGGUUCCAGCUCGAAGGCUCCGGCCAUCCCCGCGAGCGCAAGGGAUCCCUCUUUUUUACCGAGCUCCGCGCCGGUCUCGUUGCCUUCUUUGCUAUGGCCUACAUUAUCUCCGUCAACGCGUCCAUCGUCUCUGCUUCCGGCGGAACCUGCGUCUGUCGCAACGAGGAAGACCCAAGUUGCCUCGAAGACACUGACUAUUUACUGUGUGUCGCCGAAAUCAACCGCGACAUUGUCACUGCCACCGCCGCCAUUUCCGCCUUGGCCACUUUCUUCAUGGGACUCCUCGCCAAUAUGCCUGUCGGUGUCGCCCCGGGCAUGGGCUUGAACGCCUACUUCACCUACUCCGUCGUCGGUUUCCACGGAACCGGCGACGUGCCCUAUGAAGUCGCUCUGACCGCCAUCUUCAUUGAGGGCUUCGUCUUCUUCGGUCUUGCCCUUCUCGGCUUGCGCCAGUGGCUUGCCCGUGCCAUCCCCCGUUGCAUCAAACUUGCAACCGGUGUCGGCAUCGGCCUGUUCCUUACCCUGAUCGGUCUGACCUACGGCGAGGGAAUCGGCCUGAUCGUUGGUGCCACCGAGACACCCCUCGAGCUGGCUGGUUGUACGGAAGAUUCCCUCCUGCCAACUGGCCUGUGUCCAUCGGACCAAAAGAUGCGCAACCCCAGGAUGUGGAUCGGCAUAUUCUGUGGCGGUAUUCUAACCGUCAUGCUGAUGAUGUACCGUUUCAAGGGUGCCAUCCUCGCCGGUAUCCUGCUAGUCAGCAUCAUCUCCUGGCCCCGAGGCACAGCAGUCACCUACUUCCCAUACGACAAACUUGGUGACCCCAGAUUUGAGUUCUUCAAGAAGGUUGUCGAUUUCCACCCUAUCCAAAGGACCCUCAAUGUGCAGGACUGGAACGUCGGAGGAUACAGCGGCGCCUUUGGUCUCGCUUUUAUCACCUUUUUGUACGUCGACAUUCUCGACUGCACCGGCACUCUUUACUCCAUGGCUCGUUUCGCAAACCUCAUCGACGAGGAGACCCAGGACUUUGAGGGCUCGUCCGUCGCCUACAUGGUCGAUGCUCUCAGCAUCUCUGUUGGUGCAGUUUUCGGAACUCCUCCUGUCACGGCCUUUGUCGAGUCUGGAGCUGGCAUUUCCGAGGGAGGCAAGACGGGCCUGACCGCCAUGUCUACAGGACUCUGCUUCUUCAUCUCGAUCUUUUUCGCCCCCAUCUUCGCCUCCAUCCCGCCGUGGGCCACUGGCUGUGUACUGAUUCUCGUCGGAUCCAUGAUGGUUCGUGCUGUUGUCGAGAUCAACUGGAGAUACAUAGGUGAUGCAAUCCCUGCCUUCAUCACGUUGGCUCUCAUGCCCUUCACAUACUCAAUCGCCGAUGGUCUCAUCGGUGGCGUCUGCAGUUACAUCCUCAUCAAUACCCUUAUUUGGGUCCUUGAAAAGGUCUCCGGUGGGCGCAUCGUUCCCCACAACAAACACGAGAAAGACCCCUGGACCUGGCGCGUCCCUGGCGGUAUCUUGCCCCCUUGGGUCCGCCGUCUUUUCAAGGGCAAGAAAGACUUUUGGCGUGCAGUCGAGAACACAUCCGCCAACAACGCCGAGCCUAGACCCCUCGAGAAGACAGCCAGCUCCGAGCAGGGGGGUUCAAUGAAUGGCAAAGCCAGGGACGUUGGUGAGACCAUCACUCCACACGGUGACAAAUCGUCAUAGUCAGAGCAAGAACAUGAUCUACGGGGGGAUCUUGCGGGGCACCGCUAGUAGCAUAUAUACUCGUCCACUCUGAAAGGGAUUGGGGAAAAUGGCCGAGUAAGAACGUCC